CCAUAAGGGUAAGACGCUGCCAUCCUUAAAUAAACUGCUGUCACUUUGGAUUGAAAGAACUGACAUACUACCUUUUAUUUCUUUUCGUUUCACUGAUAACUUACUGUUCUGGGAGCUACAUUGAUAUACAGUCCAUUCUAGAAAACCCAUCUCGGAAUUGUACAUGGUCCUUCGAACCGUCAGAGAAACCAAGAAGAUUUGUUUGGAAAAUUUUAGGACGUCGUCCACCGCUGUUAAAAUCUCAAUUUUUAAAUAAGUCUUCACCGCAAUGGAAAAAAGCAAAGCACUCUAUGUUCCAAAAUGCCGUAUCUGUCAAGAAAGACAUACACUGAGACACUGUUUGCGAUUCCAACAAAUGGAUAUCACUACACGCCGUCAAGAAGUAAAAAAUAAGAGAUUUUGCUACCGAUGCCUAUGCUCGUCUCAUACCCGAGAGUGGUGUGGGUCCAGGAUGGCUUGCCUUGUCUGCAACAAAAAUCACCAUACCAUGCUACACUUACAUGAUCGGCAAAAUAAACACAAACACUCUACUGAUUAUAGAUCGCAACGGGAGACCAAUAACAGAGUUCAUAGAAACUACCAAAAAAAGAAGUCAAACUCCCAAAAUUCUCCUCCAAGGUACACAACUACCGCCCCUCGCCAACAUUCUGAUAGCAAGUGCAAAGAAACUUCUAGACCACUUGUACGUGAAAGGUUGGAUCUAAGGUCUAGGAAACACGUUUUUCUUCCCACUGCAUUGGCUCGAGUAUUAACGAAUAGUGGUCCUGAGAAAGCGAGGCUUAUGUUGAACUCUGCUGGCUUACAGACGGUCAUUCUUAGGUCUAUGGUAAAUCGAUUGAAUCUCCGCACUACCAAGAAGAAUGGUGAAGUGUUUUGCACGGUCAGUUUGCAGUCCUAUCAGGACUCAGCUGCAAAAAUUCAAAUAUCGGGAAUCGUCAAAACCAAUUGCAACAUUACACUGCCUGAAUCGACGUCUGAAAAACGGUUACAAUCUGUUUAUGAUCACCUUACAGACUUGGCUGAUCCUCAUUUCUUUAAGCCAACGAACAUAGAAAUUUUUAUUGGGAACGAUCAAUUGUCAAAAAUUCUGCUUGCCGGUUUAAUUCAGACAUCGUCAUCGAUGCCAAUUGCACAAAGUUCAAUAUUUGGAUGGAUCAUCUCUGGGGCGUGUCUCUACUGAGGUUGCAGUCUUGCAAGGGGGCCGGCAUGUUGAAUGCCCAUUCAACAAUAACGUGUCGAUUCUGACAUUUUUAUCCAUAGUUUAAAUUAUUACUUAAAUUUAAUUAAAAGAAUUGAAAUGAAUUACAUUAUAAUGAAUUGAACGAUAAA
Molecule: messenger RNA, 1329 nt
Organism: Stomoxys calcitrans (stable fly)
Lineage: Eukaryota; Metazoa; Arthropoda; Insecta; Diptera; Muscidae
Exons: 2
Coding region: 269-1180 (303 amino acids)
Source: RefSeq, a predicted model, not a curated record